AGCCUAUGUUUUAGCAGUAUGAUAGAUACUGUAUGAAUGCUCGCGCCAAGUGUUUUGUUUUCUGGUGCUGUUUUUACAAUUCUGGAGACUAGAUCUUCAAAUGGGAAAAUAAAAGGAGUGGGUAGGUAGCGAACAGAGUGUUUAUUAAAAAAUGAGAUUAGAACAGUAUCUGGGGUACUGCAAUGGCGGUUUACUUUGAUUAUCAUAUUGAAGCUCCUGAUUCUGUCGGAUCACCUUCUCACAUAGCUUGGCACAGCUCUUAUACACUGUUGGCUGUUGCUUCAGUCAGUACGGCUGGAGGUGGCAGUGUGGAUAUCUAUCAGGAGCAAGGUAAUCAUAUUGCAAAUUCUCACACUGAACGUUCCUCUAAACCAACACUGCUCAGCUGGCAUCCCUUGAAACAGAUUUUGGCAAUAGGUUGGGAAUCUGGUGAGGUCCUUAUAUUUAGUGAACAGGAUGGGGACCAGUACAUGGUGCCUCCAGUACACUCCUCUGCUAUUACAGUGCUGGAGUGGAACAGAACUGGAAGCCAUCUGGUCACAGCAGAUAAGCACGGAAUUCUGGCAUUAUGGAAACUAGAUCACCGUGGUCGAAUGCAGGGAAAUCCACACAUGAAACAGGAAUAUCGAAAAUGCAUUUCUCACUGUGUUUUCCAACCUCCACCACCUGGAGAGGACCUGGUACAGCUAGCAAAAGCUGCUGUCAGUGGGGAUCAAAAGGCACUGGAUAUGUUCAACUGGAGAAAAGCAGGAAAAGGUGACCAUUUGAAAGCAGGACCUCAAGGGGGACUGACUAUGUUCAUCGGUGCUGCAGAUGGAUAUGUUUACUGUGUAGAUGAGAAAGGAAAGCGUUCUCAAGUUACAUGUGCUGAUGGUCCUGUGUGGCAGCUCAUGUACUUGGAGAAAAAGGAGGUUCUUCUUGUUGUCACUGAGAACAUGCAACUGUCUCGGUACAGCAUUACUCCUGAUGGAACAGGACAGGAACUCAUGAAGGUAAAACUGAGUGGAAAAGCAAGUACUUGUGCUGACAUCAUCUGGCUGGACAGUGGCAUACUUGCUACAGCAACUGGAGAGGUAGUCAUUAGGGUAUGGGAUUUGGAAAGAGAUGAUAACUAUGUCCUGUCCUUGGAAGAGCAACUUGGUUUUGAGCCAGGAGAGUGUGUAAACAGCAUCUCUUAUUGCGCAGCAAAAUGUAUCCUGGCAGCCGGUACUAGCAAAGGAAGAAUUGCCAUGUGGCAGAAUGUACCAAUGGCCAUCCGGAAUACUCAGAAAGUUGAAGGAAAGGAAAGAUGGAAAUUGCAGGCUCCAACUGAACUGGAGGGGAAUAUUUCUCAAAUCAAGUGGGGCUCAAACAAAUAUUUGCUAGCAGUAAAUACGAGCAACACAGUGUUGAUCCUCAGUGAGCAUACUAUGUCAGUGUGCCUAAAUCAGCAAGUGGCUGCUGUCCAGGUAGCUCCAAAACAGCUCAACAUCACUUACUUCAGCUCUGGAAUGCAGCAUAGCCUUCGAACCGACAUUCACAUCAAAGGAGUCUUUGUCACCAAGGAGGAGAGGGUUGUCUGGCGUGGGAGGCACCUGACACACUGGAACCAGUUUGGACCUUCUUUCAGGAGCGCUGCUUCUUUUCUGUGUGAUUCCUUGGCAGUAGCUCUUCAUGAAGAAAACAUUUACACUGUGGAGCCUCACCGAGUUCAAGUUCGUACAUUGCAGGGAACUGUCAAACAGCUUUUGGUGUUCUCAGACUCUGAAGGAAAUCCCUGCUUACUCCAUGUUUGUGGAAGUUUCUUGACUGUAGGAACCGACAAUGGACACAUCAAAGUCUUCGAUCUGUCUCGCAGAGAAGCAAAAGCUCACAGUAAUGUCAAAAACAUGUCUGAACUCAUUCCAGGCUUUGGAGGCAUUGUGUCUGCAAAAUGUAAUGCAAAUGGUGGAAAAGUAAGCCUCCUUGUGCGCAGGGCUGAUGGUACACCAGACUCCAAAAUGUACUUCUAUGAUGUAGAGCUUGACACACUCUCAUUCUUUGACUUCAGCGAUGGGCAUCUGUACAAUGAAGGACCACAUGGAGACAAUAUCGAUGACCAAAAGCACCAUUUGGAAAGAGCUGAGCUGUUGGGUCACUAUCCCAUCUCUCACUUCUGGGAUCCAGAUGAAUCAAGAUUGUUUGCAUGCGAGGUGGUAAAGGCACUGCUGGGUCCAAAUAAGCAGUGCGUUCUUGAUGACAGCAAGAGGGAAGGCAGCUCAGAGCCAGUGGAGUCCUUCGUUAUAUCAUUUUUCAGCACGCAGGAGCAUGGUGUCCUGUUUCAAGAUAGCUUUCCUCUCUUACCAGCGCACCAGGCUUUGUUGGGCCUUGAAGUGCCUUAUUUCUACUUCACAAAGAAGCCAGGAGAGGAAGAGAAAGAAAGUGGAGCAGCCCCAGAAUCUGCAGUUCCUCAGAUGGUUGCAAAGAGAGCUUUGAGAGACUUCGUAGGGUUAGAAGACUGUGACAAAGCAACCCGAGAAGCAAUGAUGAACUUCAGUUUUUACCUAACAAUUGGUGACAUGGAUGAAGCUUUUAAGUCCAUUAAACUCAUCAGAAGUGAAGCAGUAUGGGAAAAUAUGGCACGGAUGUGUGUGAAGACACGGAGACUGGAUGUUGCUAAGGUGUGUCUAGGAAACAUGGGUCAUGCAAGAGGAGCCAAAGCUUUACGGGAGGCAGAACAGGAACCAGAACUUGAUGCAAGGGUGGCCAUGCUUGCUGUGCAACUUGGAAUGUUGGAGGAUGCUGAGCAGCUGUACAAAAAUUGCAAACGCUAUGAUCUCCUGAACAAGUUCUAUCAGGCGUCAGGGCAGUGGGAAAAAGGCAUAGAAACAGCUGAGGGUCAUGACAGAGUCCAUCUCCGUACAACUUAUUACAACUUUGCUAAGCAUCUGGAAGCCAUAGGGGAUCGUAACCUUGCACUCACAUUCUAUGAAAAAUCAGAUACACAUCGGUUUGAAGCUCCUAGGAUGCUCCUGGAGGACCUGCAGGCACUUGAGAUCUAUGUCAAUAAGAUGAUGGACAAGAACCUUUGGAAGUGGUGGGCUCAGUACUUGGAAAGUCAGUCCAGCAUGGAGUCAGCACUGAAGUACUAUGAUCUGGCUCAGGAUUACCUUUCCCUUGUCCGAGUUCAUUGUUACCUUGGAAAUAUUCAGAAGGCUUCAGAAAUAGCUAAUGAGACUGGAAACCGUGCGGCAUCCUAUCACCUAGCACGUCAGUACGAGAGUCAGGACGAGAUCCAGCAGGCAGUCCAUUUCUACACCAGAGCCCAAGCCUAUAACAAUGCUAUCCGGCUCUGCAAGGAGAAUGGCUUAGAUGGCCAGCUGAUGAACCUGGCUCUUCUAAGUUCCCCAGAAGACAUGAUGGAAGCAGCACGUUACUAUGAAGAGAAAGGAGAUCAGAUGGAUCGAGCUGUCAUGCUGUAUCACAAGGCUGGAUACUUCUCCAAAGCUCUCGAACUUGCUUCUGCAACCCAGCAGUUUGUAGCUUUGCAACAAAUAGCUGAAGAUCUGAAUGAGAAAUCAGACCCUGCACUUCUUGCUCGCUGUUCAGACUUCUUUAUUGAACAUGGACAGUAUGAGAAAGCUGUGGAGCUACUACUAGCUGCCAGAAAGUAUUAUGAGGCCUUGCAGCUUUGUUUGGACCAAAACUUGACUAUAACAGAGGAAAUGGCUGAAAAAAUGACAGUAUCCAAAGACUCAAAGGAGAUUUCUGAAGAAUCUCGUAGAGAGCUGCUAGAACGUAUUGCAGACUGCUGCAUGCGACAAGGGAAUUACCAUUUAGCAACCAAGAAAUACACACAAGCAGGGAACAAAGAAAAGGCAAUGAGAGCACUUCUUAAAUCAGGAGACACAGAAAAAAUCAUAUUCUUCGCUGGAGUUUCUCGACAGAAGGAGAUUUAUAUCUUGGCAGCUAACUACUUGCAGUCUCUAGACUGGAGUAAAGACCCUGAAAUAAUGAAAAACAUAAUUACCUUCUAUACUAAAGGACGAGCCUAUGAACUAUUAGCUGGAUUUUUUGAUGCUUGUGCACAGGUGGAGAUUGAUGAAUUCCAGGAGUAUGAGAAAGCACUGGGUGCAUUGACAGAGGCAUACAAGUCUUUAACAAAAGCAAAAAUGCGGAAUACAGAGGAACAGGAGGAAAAACUAAGUGGUCUGCAGAAAAAGAUAACAUUAGUAAAGAGGUUUAUCCAAGCCAGAAGAAUAUAUGAAGAAGACCCAAAGGAAUCAAUCAGACAGUGUGAACUUCUACUAGAAGAACCUGACCUUAACAUCGCUGUUAGAAUUGGUGAUGUAUAUGGCCUUUUUGUGGAGCACUACACACAGCAGGGAAAUUUCCAAAUGGCAUACAGAUGCUUAGAAGACAUGCGCAAGAAAAUGCCAACUGUAAACGUAAAGUAUUAUGUCAAGCAGGAGACUGUUGAUACAGUCCACCAAGCUUUAGGCAUUCCUGUAAGCCACAGCUCUACAUCAGAGUGCAUACGACACAAUAGCAUAGAGGAUGGUGAAGAAGUAGAAGACGUCAGUGAUGCCUACAAUGAGGUUGAAGGAAAUUUAAGGACUGUCGCAUAGUUGCACAGAAUGCUAAAGGCUAUAUAAUCCUACUUAAGGGAGACUGCAUUCUGGAUGAAACAAAAAAAGGAGAUCUGUCUCAUUUUCAUGUUGUGCAUUACUCUUUAUAAAAAGAGGAUACAGUACCUGUAUAUUACAUGUUUAUAUUUAAACACAUUUGUCUCAUGUUCAUAUUCUGGAUUGUUUUCAAAGAGGGUACAGUAACUUUCUGUAUAUUACAUGUUUAUAUUUUAUCAGUUUAUAAAAUUAUUUAAUAAAACAAUUUUGCAAAAGUUCUACUUGGAAUUCUCACAGAAAGGAGCCAUUCUCUGAAUCUACAUUAAAUAGUUGCUGAUUAUCUUUAGCAGUAUCUAAUAUAAUAUUUUUUUAUGAAAUGAUAGUGUAUAGACAGAGUUUUUGAUACCUAAUGAUGCUCUGUGGCUGAUGUUGUUCUUUGACUUAACUGUAAACUUGUGUCUGAACUUCUUAGUACCAGAAUUUGCUUCCAUUUAUAUUAGUAGUCAUAAAUUAAUUUGUUACCAUUCUUGUCUCCACACUUCAGUCAGUCAUAAACAUGGAUUCUAUUCCAGGACAAGGAAUGUGUUACUUUAGCUUUUUUUUGUAUAGUAGUAAGCCUUCUUCAUUUGCAAGCUCAACUGGCAUUCCAGUUGUGGUAGUUGCUAACUGCAUCAGCAAUCCUUGUUGGAGAUCUUUUUUAUUGUUUUACUAUUCUUUGAUGAGAUUUCAUUGAGAAGUAUUUUACAUGGCAGUAUUCUAGACUUGUAAUGCUUUAGUGCAUUAAAAACAAUGUCUGAGCACUUUGAUUGGAAUGUCAUGGCAGUUUCUGAGGAAUGAUAAAUAUGUCAUAAAUUGACUGGUACUGGGCCUUCUGAUGCUAUCUUUUAGCAACCCCCAUCCCCAUUACAUGAUAAUCUGGAAUUUUUAAAUAAAGAAUGCUUUUAUGUAA
Molecule: messenger RNA, 5532 nt
Organism: Protopterus annectens (West African lungfish)
Lineage: Eukaryota; Metazoa; Chordata; Ceratodontiformes; Protopteridae
Gene: IFT140
Product: intraflagellar transport 140
Exons: 33
Coding region: 183-4586 (1467 amino acids)
Biological process (GO): intraciliary retrograde transport
Cellular component (GO): intraciliary transport particle A; axoneme; ciliary basal body
Molecular function (GO): protein binding
Source: RefSeq, a predicted model, not a curated record